Messenger RNA from Didymodactylos carnosus, 486 nucleotides. Lineage: Eukaryota; Metazoa; Rotifera; Eurotatoria; Philodinida; Philodinidae. The record is from the annotation of a GenBank genome assembly.
AUGAAUAUUUUGAUUGAUUCAACUGGCACAAAUCUGUAUGUAUCAGACUCCAUUAACUAUCGUGUUACCAAAUGGGCUGGAUUAAAUAGCUCCUUCGGUAUUGUUAUUGCUGGUGGAAAUGGUAUCGGGAAUUCAGCAAGAAUGACUAAUGUUCCAUGGGGUUUAUCUUUGAAUGAAUCGUCAAAUACAAUGUUUAUUAUCAAUUAUGGGGGUCAUACAAUACAAAAGUGGCAUUUAGGUGACCAAAAUGGGACAUUUCUCGUAGGCACACCAGGUAUUUCUGGUUCAAAUGCUAGUCAGCUCUAUAAUCCUUCACAAAUAAUAGUUGAUUCAUUUGGAAAUUUAUACGUAAGCGAUACAUCCAAUCAUCGAAUACAAAUGUUUCAUAAAAGUAAUUCAUACGGUACUGGUAUAACAAUUGCUGGUGUAACUGGUAGUGCUGGUUCUACUAGUCAACGACAUGUUAUGGUAUUAUUUAUCUGUUGA